This is a messenger RNA of Staurois parvus, 329 nucleotides long. Lineage: Eukaryota; Metazoa; Chordata; Amphibia; Anura; Ranidae. The record is from the annotation of a GenBank genome assembly.
CACUUCAAGUCCGGAUACUUUCACCCCCUUCCUGUCCAGGCCGAUUUUCAGCUUUCCGAGCUAUCACACUUUGAAUGACAAUUGCACGGUCAUGCAGCACUGUACCCAUAUGAAUUUUCUAGCAUAUUUUUUUAGACAGAUAAAACUUUAUUUUGGUGGUAUUUAUUCACCACUGGGAUUUUUUUUCUAUAUAGAUGAAAAUGUCCAAACAUUUUGGAAAAAAAAAACGUUUUUUCUUAUCAAAUUUUGCAAAUCUUUCUUCAUAAAUCUUGGCCAAAAUUCAUAAUUUUUCAAAAUUUAUUUAAAAUUUUUAUUUAUUUAUAUAUAUA